Molecule: messenger RNA, 2259 nt
Organism: Paramuricea clavata
Lineage: Eukaryota; Metazoa; Cnidaria; Anthozoa; Malacalcyonacea; Plexauridae
Source: the annotation of a GenBank genome assembly
GAUGGUAAAAGCGGCCACACGCCACUUCACCACGCUAUUGACCAGGAAUGUGGCGAAAUUUUGCAGUUGCUGGUAGCUGAAGGAGCAAACAUUAAUAGACCAAAUUAUUCUGGUGUAACCCCAAUACAAAAUGCUAACUGUUGUCGUAAUGAAGCGAUCUCAAAGAUAAUUCUUUCUCAAGAGACAGUCCCACCCACUACAACACCGGCUCGACCAUCUGCCAUACAACCUACUUCAGCAGCAGUAGUUACCAGCCCCCAAACAACAAAUGUAUCAACAAUAUCAAGCCCGAGUGCCACAAACACAGCCAAGGUGUGAUAUUAUUGGUAUAUGCAGAGCCGCCGAGAGGGGGGGAGGGCAAAUUGCCCCGGGCCCCCGCCUUAAUAGGGCCCCAACUUGAGAGAGAGCCUAAAAUUGAGUAGGUUCUUUAAAUUGGUCAGAUAAUUUUUGAAAGCGAGGGCCCCUUGCAGUAGCUCCACAUCCCUCCGCAUGCAGUCUAGCUAAGGUCUAGUUGGGUGACUGACUUGGUUCUAGCUUAAAAAUAAUGAUGUCAUGGGGCCUCCAGAGAAGAUUUGCCCUGGACCCCGCAAAUUCUCUCGGCGACCCUGGUUAUAUGGUAAAAUUACAAACCAUGGGAUAGACAAUCACAUACUGUACGCCAAGUAUUUUAAUGAAAACGUACUUUCCUACUUUACUUGUAAACUAAAGUAUUACUUUUCACAUACACAUGUUGGCAUCUUUGUCUCCCACGCUCUCCCCUACAAUGUUGGUUUUGACAUGCAUUUCACAAAGCUUUCACCUAACCAAUAUAAGCUUUCAACUACACACGUAAAAACGCACAGGUUGUAACAAACCUGCAGCAGACUUGUAGCAAUGCUGUUCCAACAACUUGUCAACAGGAUGUGUUCGCACUGCUUGUUCCCGGCUUGUUGACAAGUUGUUAACGGCUUGUUGGCAACUUGCUACAAGGUUGUUGAGCUCGACAGACUCGAUACUGCAUAGCCUUGCCACAAACAUAGUACGAAUUACGAAGUGUUCAUGCAAAGUGUUCAAAUCAAAACAAAGAUAGUUCUUCCACUUUGAAAUGUGAAAUUGCCAUUAAAUUUCGAAUUUUCACAAUUUGCCGGAGCUGGAAAUUUUCUGCCGGCGUUUUUUUCUCCCGGAGCCGGAGGUGAAAAACCCGGAGUUCGCACAGCACUACACACGCAAAAAUCUCCUUUCCAACAACUUGUUAUCGUCCUGCAAUUCAACAAUUUGUCAACAAGUUGCGAGUGACAACCUUGUAGCAACUUGAUAAAACAACAGCAUUGUUACAACUUGUUGACAAACUUGCUACAAGCCUGUUGCGAACACAUCUUGUUGACAAGUUGUGAGAUUUUUGCGUGUGUAGUGCUGUGCGAACUCCGGGUUUUUCACCUCCGGCUCCGGGAGAAAAAAACGCCGGCAGAAAAUUUCCAGCUCCGGCAAAUUGUGAAAAUUCGAAAUUUAAUGGCAAUUUCACAUUUCAAAGUGGAAGAACUAUCUUUGUUUUGAUUUGAACACUUCGCAUGAACACUUCGUAAUUCGUACUAUGUUUGUGGCAAGGCUAUGCAGUAUCGAUGCGAGUAUUUACUUUUUCGUCGAUGGAUUAAGGAUUUUUCGCCGACAGUAGUUUGCAGUACAAAUAAGUGCUGCCGGAGUUUAACAAACUCCGGCAAAUUAGGCCAAAACUCCGGCGCGCAGCACUACUUUCAACAUUGAACAGGGGGAGGGGGAAGUUAAAAAUUGCUGUUAUUUGCAGGUAUUUCUAUUUCCAUGCACGCUGUCCACAAUAAUUUUUGCAGGAUUGUAGCUCAAAUAGUGUGGCAUGAAAUACCAUGGAAACAAAAUUGUUCCUUUCAACCCCCAACCUCUCAAUCCCCUGUUCUUUGAGAAGUUGAAAAUUUGAAUCCCUCAAUUUCCUGCCAGUUUUGGGUCCAUAUAUAGUCAACUAAAAAAAUAACAAUUUUAGCAAAAGCAUACCCUUCGCCCAGUAGGGGAGUAACUGUUUUACGACUUUUCGUACCGCAGCAUAUACAAGGCUCACGGGAGAAUGGACGUUUGGUUUUGCUGCGCAUGAAGUUAUUUCAUGUAGUUGCUAUUCAUAAUAGUGGUUAAUUCUUUUCCAUUUGUUUUUUUUGUUUUUUUCAGGAGAGUGAAAACAAAGCUGAAACGCUGAAGCGCAGAUUUGAAUCAUCACCCUCAACAUCAAAACGUGCAAGGACCGAAGUUGCCAAAUAA